Messenger RNA from Galleria mellonella (greater wax moth), 1302 nucleotides. RefSeq lists its product as uncharacterized. The record is from RefSeq and is a predicted model, not a curated record. The coding region runs from base 1 to 1302 and encodes 433 amino acids. The transcript is spliced from 2 exons. NCBI's taxonomy places the organism in Eukaryota, Metazoa, Arthropoda, Insecta, Lepidoptera, Pyralidae.
AUGGCUUUCUUAGGCGAGUUCCCACUGUGCGACGUCACAGCGGCUACAUUUAUUACUAGAGCUGCCCAAAUGAUGUCCGGAAAUGUAUUGAACAUGGAACGGUUCUAUCGCUUAAAGAACUAUGUCUCAGAACUAGUGGAACUAUAUAUUCCAUUGGACCUGUGGUCAAAAACUGAUAUAGAACUAAUAGAAAGAACUACUCGCACCAUACUUACGAAACAUAACAACUUGCAUCCUAAAUCUGCUAUAGAAAGACUUACUAUUAAACGACAGAACGGAGGCAGAGGUCUAAUAGAUAUAAAUCACAUGUGGCAAAAACAAAUAACAGGACUAAGAACCUUCUUUCGUUCAAAAUCUAACACUAGUACUUUACACAAAGCAAUCGUCCAAAAUGACCAAAAUUACACUCCCCUAAACCUAAAUAAUCAAACAAAUACAGAAAUUUCUACAAUUAGUGAACUGCAAAAUCAAAAAAUAGAAAAUUGGAAGAAAAAAACACUACAUGGAAGGCACCCUCAUGAUCUAGAACAAACACAUAUAGACAAAACGGCAUCGAAUCAAUGGCUGAAAAUAGGCAAUUUAUUCCCAGAAACAGAAGGGUUCUUAAUUGCAAUACAAGAUCAAAUCAUAAACACCAAAAAUUACAGAAAAUUUAUUAUUAAAGAUCCAACCAUAUCUAGUGAUAAGUGUCGCAAAUGCCAUAUUCAGCCUGAAACAAUUCAACAUAUAACAGGGGCAUGUGUAAGUCUUACACAAACUGAUUACACACACCGACAUAAUCAGAUAGUCAACAUCAUUCACCAAACCCUAGCACAGAAACACAAGCUUAUUGAAGACACAAACACUCCAUAUUAUAAAUAUACCCCACAAACCGUGCUGGAAAAUUUAACAUGUAAAGUAUAUUAUGAUCGAGCCAUACUUACCGACAGGACCAUCCAUUAUAAUAGACCGGAUAUUACCCUACAAGACAAAAUAAAUAAAAUAACUUACCUUAUUGAUAUCGCAAUUCCCAAUACACACAAUCUCCAAAAAACAAUAGCUGAGAAGAUUAACAAAUACGCUGAACUUAAAGAUGAAAUCACAAGAAUCUGGAAACAGGAAAAAGUUUACAUAGUACCGAUAGUCCUUUCAUCUACAGGUGUCAUUCCCAACCAUUUACACCAUAGUCUAAAACAAAUAGGUCUACGAAAAAAUCUCUACAUCUCCCUACAAAAGGCUGUUAUAUUAAAUACUUGCAGAAUAGUUAGAAAAUUCUUAGAUAUAGAUGAGGAUGAAGUAGCCACCCGACAUACACAAACAUAA